AUGGUUCACCAUGUCGCGUGCCAUGAAAAACAAACCAAGAUAAAGAUCCGUCACCUCAUGGAAAUUGGUGCAACCAGCCAAGUCAACUAUGUUCGCAUCCGUCGGAUUGAUGAAGACCACGAUCGAACUCAAGACCACACCAAAUUUCUUCGAAGGGAAAUGGCCACGACCCGAACCAAAGUACAAGAGCUCCGGGAACACCGAACCACCUUAGAAGAACGUCUCACAGAAGCAGAGCGCCAAGCAGCAAAAUCUAGAGCUGAAAUGAGGGAAACCAGGAACUUCGUGUCUUCACUUCGUGAUCCUCAGAGCUUCAACCGCCGCAAGUAG
Lactuca saligna is the source of this 330-nucleotide messenger RNA. Lineage: Eukaryota; Viridiplantae; Streptophyta; Magnoliopsida; Asterales; Asteraceae. The record is from the annotation of a GenBank genome assembly.